AUGCCCGGCUACUCAGGACUGCCAUCGUCUCCGGGCUCGUCUUCAAGCGCGGCCGCAGCUAUCGCCGGUCGUGGCGGUGCUGGACAACCAUUCGACGCCACAGCGGCACUGUAUGCAAAUCUGAGCGCUGCGCAGCCAUUUGGAGAUGGUGGACUUUACGUUACGCCACAGCCGCUGCAUACCUAUCACAACAAGGUGUAA
This is a messenger RNA of Haemonchus placei, 201 nucleotides long. The record is from the annotation of a GenBank genome assembly. NCBI's taxonomy places the organism in Eukaryota, Metazoa, Nematoda, Chromadorea, Rhabditida, Trichostrongylidae.